Molecule: messenger RNA, 2770 nt
Organism: Linepithema humile (Argentine ant)
Lineage: Eukaryota; Metazoa; Arthropoda; Insecta; Hymenoptera; Formicidae
Product: protein toll-like
Biological process (GO): inflammatory response; immune response; toll-like receptor signaling pathway
Cellular component (GO): plasma membrane
Molecular function (GO): transmembrane signaling receptor activity; protein binding
Source: RefSeq, a predicted model, not a curated record
UGUCGAGCCCGCUAAAGAGUUAUAACUCUCCAACUUUAUCGGAGACAAAAGUGUUCAGGUUUGGAUCAGCCGCAUAAUGGACGGCUGAUUUUCACAAAUAAAACAAACGGAUCUAUCGGAAGUGCUGUGAAACAUCGUUGCUGUGCAUGUUGUAAUGCAAAUUGCGAGAAAUAAUACCAUUAAGCAUUUCAUUUAUUACCAUUAUCUUUCUCUAGAAAAAAAUUUGAAAUAGAGCGUAGCUCAUAAACAUUUCCAACGUGUUUAACAUAAUGCAAGCGCAGUUGUCAAAAUAAUUAUGAUAUCUUGGAAAAUAAACAUCCGUCACGAAACAUGCGUCGUGAUUUUCUUUAUCACCAUGCUGGGCAUUUUCGCUCUCGAAUGUCCAACAAACGAGUGUCACUGUCAUUUAACAAACGACAAAUUGACUGCUACGAUACGUUGUAUAACAAAUAGUAAUUCUGAAUUCUAUAUCCACAUUGAACAAAACAUAUUUAUAAUGAUCCACUGCUUUGAUUCACCAGAAUGGUCAGAUUUUGAUUUAAACAUGACAUCGUUGGGAAGUUACGAAUUGAUAACAUUCGACAACUGCAGUUUACCGAGUAACAACAGCUUGAGUGACAUUGCACACAUGCUAGGAGCUACAAGCGUUGAAAAAUUAAAUGUUUUUUCUUACAAUAAGUAUAAACUCACCUUAAAAAAGCAUCAUCUGAACGGUUUUAAUAAUUUAACACAUCUUUAUCUAUUCAACAACAACUUACAUCACUUGACCGUCGAAUUUUUUGAUUAUACCACUCAGUUAAUGUAUCUUUAUUUAAGAGGCAACAAAUUAAAAUUGAUAGCAUCAGGCACUUUUGAUACGCUGAAUAAUUUACUACAUCUGGAUCUAUCAAAUAAUCACUUAACCAAGCUUGAAUUGGGAAUUUUUGACAAACUCAUCGCUUUGCUGUUGCUCAAACUUAGUUAUAAUUACUUAGUCACCUUACCAAAAGAUAUAUUUGCAAAACUGAAGAACCUUAGCUAUCUCUAUUUAAAUGCGAACGAUUUUACAUAUUUUCCAAGAAAUCUCUUACAAAAUAAUAAAAAUCUGACGGUCGUUGAUAUGUCAAGCAAUAGAAAUUUGUUUUUGUGGAAUGGAUUUUUUAGCAAUAUGGUGAAAUUAAGAUAUUUGAAACUGCAAGAUAAUGGAUUGAUCGCAUUGCCGGAAGAUCUUAUUUGGAGAUCCUUUCAGCUGCACUUCAUUAAUUUGAGUGAAAAUUAUCUUCAAUCUUUGCCUAAGCAUGUAUUUCGGGAUGCAAUAAAUUUAAAAAUAUUGAUAUUGAAGUCUAACAAUAUGAAAGUAUUGUCUGAUUAUAUUUUCGAGAAUACCAGUCUUUUAAUGUUGGAUUUAUCAAAUAAUCGCUUUACUUCCAUUUCUCGAAAGCUGUUUAAUGGAUUGCACGCGUUGGAGGAAUUAAAUAUGGAACAAAAUUACCUAAAAACCAUUUCCUUCGAAAGUUUUAGUUCUUUAAAAUCUUUAAAGGUUGCUAAAUUCUCCAACAACUAUCUUACAUUACAAUCUACAUUGUUUUAUCCAAAUAUUGUACCCAAAUCACCUUUCCACAAUUGCCCUUCAUUGAAAGAAUUAUAUUUAUCUCACAACAACAUAUCUCAGAUUAUCUUAAAUGGAUUGUCCAGAUCAAUAGAGAUUUUGGAACUACAUAGUAACAAAAUAUCAAAAAUACGACCUGAUGUAUUGGAGUUUUUCCAAAAUUCCACCACUUUAACUUAUUUGACGUUACACGAUAAUCCGUGGGAAUGUAACUGUGAUGCUGUGGAUUUCUUAUAUUUUAUUCAUACAGAAUAUCGAAAGAUUCACAACAUACCUGAAGUGUCGCAAGUAAUGUGUCACGGAACAAAUAAAUCUGUAUCAGAUAUGACUUUCUACGAUUUUUGUCCGUUCACAACAGUAAUUAUCAGAAUUGGCGUUCUGAUCACUCUAAUAGGAUUUAACAUCUGCAUUCUUGGAUUAUGCUAUAAAUACAAUAAAAAAUACAAUAAAAAAUGGCUAAUUGCUCAUGAAUGGUAUAUACGGUUCGUAACAGAAAAACAAUUGAACGAAGAAGAAUUGUAUGACGCGUUCGUGAGCUACUCGCAUAAGGAUCACAAUUUUAUAAUAAACGAGCUGGUACCGAAGCUAGAGAACGGUCCCACACCUUACAAACUGUGCCUGCAUUAUCGAGAUUGCUCAAUAAACGAAAGUAUAUCGGACAUUAUCGCUAGAUCCGUGCAAAAAUCAAGGCGGACGAUAGUGAUCUUGUCGCCAAAUUUCUUGGAUAGCGUCUGGGGAAAGAUGGAAUUUCGAGUCGCGUAUUGUCAAGCGUUGAGUGAAGGUCGUGCGAAAAUGAUACUUAUCUUGUACGAUGACAUCGGACUCCUCGAUGACUUGGAUGCAGAAUUGAAAGCGAUUAUAACUAUGAGUACGUGUAUUCAAUGGAGUGAUCCUUUGUUUUGGGAUAAAUUGAGAUACGAGUUGCCACAUCAGUCCACACGACCAGAAAGCUGCAUUGUAGAAAAAGAAGUUGUCGAAGAUAAUGAAUUGUAAUAAAGAGAUAAGAAAAAGCUCAUCUGUCCAGUUGUAGUUUCUAAGACACUUGCGAUCAUUGUAUGCCAGUUUUUGUUUACAACAAAUACAAUUUCGUUUCAUAAUUUUACCUUGAAAACGUGUGACAAAUGAAAGAAAAAUUGCAGUUAAUUAUAACAAUACAAUGACAUAAAUAUAUAUGGUUACAAG